Messenger RNA from Dacryopinax primogenitus, 1008 nucleotides. RefSeq lists its product as uncharacterized. The transcript has a single exon. NCBI's taxonomy places the organism in Eukaryota, Fungi, Basidiomycota, Dacrymycetes, Dacrymycetales, Dacrymycetaceae. The record is from RefSeq and is a predicted model, not a curated record. The coding region runs from base 1 to 777 and encodes 258 amino acids.
AUGGCCCAUGCACGCCCUCUCCCCCUGGCUCUGUUCCGACAGCCUAGAAGAUCCUGCUAUCUUAGCCCGGCUCUGCCAGCGUUUCCUCGCAUCAGCUCCACCCUCUCCCGGUAUUCAACUGCAACCCGCACUCACCCCUCCGCGUCCCCGGCGAACGACCCCAAACCCACCCAACACCCCUACCUCAAGCCACCCGCUGUCCUCUUUCCCUACCACCGUCUCCCCCGCAUCCAGACUCCCGCCUCCCUCCGCUCCCCUACAAAUCCAUUUGCUCGCCGUCCUCCAGGCUGGCGGGGCAUGCUCGGGGUGAAACGAAAUGAGAAGGUCAAGUCAUUGGAGAGGCAUUGGCGCGGAAGGGAAAAGAGUGAAGAUAAGGUGGAAGGAGGGACGGAAGAGAGCAAAAAGGCUCAUAGACUCCUUCUCGCCAAGCAUCUGUGGGCGAGCGCACCCCUCCUCUCCCUCCCUCCCCCGCCUCACGCCGGGAAAUCCCUCCUCACCCUCUCGCAACCACAGCUUCAGGAGUAUAUAGACCACUACACCCGAGCUCUCGGACCCGUUCCGCCUUUCUCCCUUCCUACGACACGGACUGCUGCGUGGCCUUCGCCUGCACAUGUCACGCGACAUGCUCUGGGACUUGCGAAGGAGUGGGGGGUGAAGGUGGCGCACGGGGUAGACUGGAGAUGCGCCACGAGGCGAGACGUCGGGAGGGUGUUUCUCCAAGUAGCUGCCAGGAGACGAGCUCUCAAGGCGGGAGAUCGAGAAAGAAAGGAUGAAUGAAUCAUUGGAGCAAAUUGAAGGUCCACAUGAGUGACCAGUGUGGUCGAUGCAGAAGAAUGGAUACCAAAGAUCCCAACUUGGCUGUUGUGGGGACAACAAUGAAAGUCGUGAGCGAGUUGUGAGGGAGGCCAGAUGGUCCCGGGCGAGUAGGGAGGUACGUGUGUGUGGUUGAUAUCUCGGUAGCGAUUGGAAAGCCUGACCUGCACAUACUCCAAAUAUUUCGGCCGCUAU